GGGUCACACUGUGUCAUGGCUCUCCUGUCGGUCCUCACUCCUUUCCUGGUGGUGGGGCUGUGCCUCGUGAUCGGCUUCAUGCUGCUACGGCCACGGGAGACAGAGGCCACUUCCCCGACCUCCUCUGCAGGGGCACCACAAGCGGACCAUAGACCGUGGGUGGACCAGGACCUCCAGGACGAUACAGAAGACAAAGGAAACGAGGACGAGGAUGGUGAUCCGGUGGACAGCAAUGAGGAGGAAGAGCAGCAUCUACAGGUGCCCUACUCAGCAUCACGUUACCCGAAGGAGUCGAUGCUGGAGAGAUCCAAGGAUUUUUACACUCUGAUGAACCGCCGGAGGACUAUUCGAUUCAUCAGUCCAGAGCCGGUGCCACGAGAAGUCAUCGACAAUGCCAUCCUCACUGCAGGUACGGCCCCUAGUGGAGCCCACACAGAGCCCUGGACGUUCGUUGUGGUGUCAGACCCAGAGACCAAGCACCAGAUCAGACGGAUUGUGGAAAAAGAAGAGGAGGUCAACUACCUUCAGAGGAUGGGGGACAAGUGGGUCAAGGAUUUGAGCAAAUUAAGGACAAACUGGAUCAAGGAAUACUUGGAUGUUGCACCAUAUCUAAUCCUCGUCUUUAAACAGAUCCACGGCAUCCUGCCAAAUGGCAACAAGUUGACACAUUACUACAAUGAAAUCAGUGUCUCCAUAUCGUGCGGCCUCCUGUUGGCUGCCUUACAGAACGUUGGUCUCGUCACCGUCACAUCGACGCCCUUGAACUGCGGCCCCCAACUGCGGCUCAUCCUCAAACGGCCGGCCAAUGAGAAGCUGUUGAUGUUACUUCCUGUCGGUUACCCUGCUUGUGACGCCACGGUGCCGGAAUUGAAACGCAAGCCUCUGGAUGAUAUUCUGGUGCACAUAUAACAAAAAUGUAUGCGGAGAAAAUGUGUUUUGCUUUGCAAGCAGCAAAGAAAUCAACAAAAUAUAUACCUAAUGUGAUUCGAAAUGUUUUAAUCGUUUUAUUUUGAAAUGCAUGAAUCAUAUUGUAUUGUCAUUUCUGCUCUCAUUGUCUGUCUCAUACCUGCAAACUCGAAAUAGUUCCUCUGUUUUGCAUGUCGGUGUAUUAUAAUUUAAUUACAUUUCUUGAAUUAAAAUUUUUAAUUGUAUUAUAUUAUGUAUAUAUAUAUAUAUAUAUAUAUAUUUACACACAUCUAUAUUACUGGAAGAUUGUCUGGCCCUGUAACCUUAAAUUAGUUUAUCCUUUUUUUGAAUACCUUGUUCUUUUGUAUUUUGUGGCUUUUGAACUAUUCAGCUAAAAUAAGUAUCAUGCGUAUUGCGCAACAGUUCACCCCAUUCCUCCUGCUGAUGGCUCAGUUUAUUCAUUCCUCUUCAAGCUGCUCAGCCAUUGGUCCUCCUUAAGCUGCUCAGCCAUUGGUCCGGUUCAGGCUGAUCAGUCAUUGGUCCUCUUCCUGUUUUAAAGUCUUUAUUCAAGAGGCAACAUUUUUAAAGAUUUUCAUGUCAGACAGCGAUGAAAAAUAUUAAGGAACAAUUCGAACACAAAUAUGCAAAAUAGACUGUAUAUAUAUAUAUAUAUAUAUUGAAAGUCAAAAGAAAGUGUAGUCUAUUUUUGACUUAUAAAUAUUAUUUAUUAUUUAAUAAUUAUAAUUUAAUAAUUAUAAAUAAAUAAGCUGAUCUGGGGGCGUCCACUUUUAAGUGACCAAUUACUUGGUCUCUAGGCCAAUCAGAUCGUUGCUGUCAAACUUUAAAGGAGCUUUCUGUUCUGCUGCCAGUUGUCGUUUCAUCUCUAACCUGAAGGCGACCCUCCUCCACCCUAGUCACCUCCAGGCAGCAACUCUGUUCUUCACCACACAACCGUCUUUAAUACACCCGCCCACUGCAAGUCAUCAUGACAUUACAAACAAACACAAAGUCAACUGCGAUCUUAACAAACUGAGAUUCCAGCAGUGCUGCCAAAACUAAAAUACAAUAUGUUUUCAGUUGUUUGUUUGAGGUUGCUUGUGUAAUUUGUAUUUGUAACUAUAACUGAGCUCAAAUGUAAUGUCCUUUCGCAUUAAAUAAAGAGUUUGAGUGAA
Messenger RNA from Pseudoliparis swirei, 2078 nucleotides. RefSeq names its product iodotyrosine deiodinase (gene iyd). Gene Ontology annotation, molecular function: oxidoreductase activity. The coding region runs from base 16 to 909 and encodes 297 amino acids. The record is from RefSeq and is a predicted model, not a curated record. The transcript has 5 exons. NCBI's taxonomy places the organism in Eukaryota, Metazoa, Chordata, Actinopteri, Perciformes, Liparidae.